Messenger RNA from Punica granatum (pomegranate), 1996 nucleotides. Lineage: Eukaryota; Viridiplantae; Streptophyta; Magnoliopsida; Myrtales; Lythraceae. The record is from RefSeq and is a predicted model, not a curated record.
ACCCACAUUUUUAGUUCAAUAAUCCUUUUGGCACAAGUUAAAAGAUUGAAAUGUACUACUAAUAUGGAUUGGUUUAAACGGUUCAGUGCCUUGUGAAUGAAGAAAAUUCACAGUGAAAGCUUUACAUUUAGGGCCGACUCGGCUUGAUUGAAAUAGUUUGGGUUCAAUUGGGCUUUGAGAUAUUAUGAUUCAUAUCAAAAGAAAGAGUGACAUGUACCAAUUUUUACCGAAAGUCCUGUUGCACAUUGAAGAAUAAUAAUACAGAGUAUUUUCCGACUUUGACCCAAUCAUCUAUUAGAAACUCAUUGACCCAAUCAUCUAUUACAGGGAAGGAAAAGGGACAGCCAAUUUGGUGUUGUCACAAAAUUAACAAGAAAAGCAACAUACAGCACAGAAAAAGACAGACAGGACAGUGAAGGAACCCCUUUGGAGAUUCAUCCAAAGCACAUAUAAGUGCUGGCAAGAGACAGAAAUUUCAGUUGACAUGAGCUCCUUGAUUAGGUAAGUUGCCUGAAGAGACUGAAAAAGUUGAAAAAUGUACUCCGAAUACAGCCCUGUUGUUCCAAUUGAAUUGCCCGACUCUGUAAUCGGGAAAUGGCAAGAGACUUACCAUAAAAUACCAAUAUUCGGAGCUUUCGCUGCUAUAGCAGCAGCAUUCAUGGUUGGAGCCAACAGUCUUCCUGCCCCGUUCCCUACUGUAGUUGGAUCAGGGACAAUGACACUACCGAAGGCCUUUGCGAUGGCUUGUGUGGUCUAUGCUCCUGGAGCGGCUCUUGCAAGCAGGAGCACUGUCGAUUCCCUGUUGUCCGGUUUUUUUAAGGAACAGCAGCCCAGUGAAGGGUUCCUGAUGUGGAGCAUGAUAGUUGUUAUAGUCACAACAGCUAUAUGGCUUGCAGUGGCAACACAUUGGGAAAUCCCAGUCUCAGCUAGGCAAUCUUCACAGGCUGCGCUCCUCGGGACCUUACUUGUUAACAAAGGAUUUAGCCGACUUCCCAUUUGGCACACGAAUGAGUUUCAUAGCUUUAAAGGUGGACUCCUGAAGAUCUUCCUGGAGUGGGCAGCUACUCCAUUAGUAGCCUGCCCACUCGGGUUUUGCCUAUUCACCACGAUGAAUUCUCUUCUUCUUCGCCACAAUAAUGCUGAGAAGUGAAUCCUACUUUUCCUGCCAAUUGACUAUGGCAUAUCCGCGGGACUUCUCUGCCUCUUCAUCGUCUACCAGAAAUGGGCUGCUAUGGUUGCUACUGCACUCGCAACCUUGACCGGAGCUAUACCAUCUCUGAUUGUGGUGAUUGCUUUAGCUAAAAGGAAGUCAAAAUACGAUACCAACAAGAACGACGAGUCUCUGUCAUCAGACGUCACAGUCGACUCCAUUCAAGCAGUUGCUGGAAUCUACACCGAACAGGUCAUAGUAUAUGACACAGCUGCCCUUAUCAUGCAUGCACUGGCAGAGAAGUACGACGGUCUGGAGGACUUAUUUGGAUUUCCUCAUGUAUUAGCUUCUUGCAUUUUUAUGCUAAUUCAAUCAGCCAGUGAAGUAGCGGCUCUUGUGAGUCCAUUUGGAGCAAUCCACAAUGUUUUUACCCACAGAACAAAAAUCUCCGGAGUUGGGAAAGAUCUGAAAUCUAUACAAGUGGCUUGGUGGUUCAGAGCAAUAGGAGGGCUGAGUGCGGCAAUGGGAUUCAGGCUAGUCAGGUGUCGACUGACGCAGAGCUUGGGAGGGAAACUCACAUACAUGAGCAACUCAAGGGGCCUGGCUUGUCAGCAAUCAACAAUAGGAGCCAUUGUUGCGGUCUCCCUGAUGAAACUUCCUGUUUCGAGUGUCCAUGCCUUUGUUGGGUCCCUAGUGGGUGUUGGGCUUGCUGAUAAUCCUCAGAAUGUGAAUUGGAAGCUGCUGCUGAGAUUUGUAUUUGGAUGGAUCCUAACGAUAGUAUGGUGUCGUGUUGCUUAUGUAUUCUUCUCUGCCUCUGUCCUCUCCCCUGCCUUCGUCUUGCCCUGA